AUGGGUCUUUCUCCCUCGUCCUAUCCGCAGGGCUUGGCGCACAGAGCAAUUUACUGCAGCAGAACUUUGAACCUCCGCUCCAUCCAGGCAAUCGGAUAUGACAUGGACUACACGCUGAUCCACUAUGAUGUGAACGCGUGGGAGGGGAAGGCGUACGCGUACGGGCUGCAGUGGCUGCGAGAGGCGGGCUGCCCCGUCGAAGGCCUCAAAUUUGACCCUGACCUAGUCAUUCGCGGCCUCAUUGUGGACAAGCAGCUGGGCAACCUGGUCAAAGUGGACCGCUUCGGAUACGUUAAGAGGGCGAUGCAUGGGACACGGCUGCUGUCGUGGUCCGAGCUGCGGGAGACUUAUGGGCGCGAGCUGGUCAACCUAAAGAAUGAAGCGCGCUAUGGGUUCCUGAACACCCUCUUCUCCGUCUCGGAGGCUGUCAUGUACAUGCAGAUGGUGGACCGCAUGGACACCGGGGAGAUCCCUCCGCAGGUGGUGGCUGCCUCCUACGAGGCCCUGUGGACGUUGGUGUCCAAGGCACUCUACAGGACACACGUGGAGGGCAAGCUCAAGGCGGAGAUCAUCCAGGAUCCCUCCUCCUAUGUGGAGCUUGACCCUGACAUGGCCCAGACUCUGCUCGACCAGAAGAGAGCGGGGAAGACGCUGAUGCUGAUCACCAAUUCGGACUACCAGUACACGGACCGCAUGAUGAGCCACGCCUACGACCGCUACCUGGAAGCUGAAGGCAUGACCUGGCGCGACAUCUUCGACAUGGUGAUAGUGCAGGCGCGCAAGCCGGACUUCUUCAGCUACAAUCAGAGCCUGUACGAGGUGGUGACGCCCGACGGUCUCAUGCGGCCGGUCAUGCGCGCGGCCAAGGGGGGCCUCUUCUGCGGGGGGUCCGCGCGCAUGGUGGAAGCUGCGCUGGGCAUGGAGGGGGACGACAUAUUGUAUGUGGGGGACCACAUCUACACCGACGCGGCCCUCGCCAAGAUCCACUUCCGAUGGCGCACCGCCCUCAUUGUGCGGGAGCUGGAGGAUGAGAUAGAGGCACUGGCUGCUGGCCGCGAACACCGGCGCAAGCUCAAGGAGCUCAUGAACAAGAAGGAGUUGGUGGGGGAUCUUUUCAACAAUCUACGUCUGGCGCGCCAGCGCUUAGUCGCUGCCGACGGCGUCAAUGACUCACCCGCUGACUCGCUGCGGCGCGACGAGUCGUCCAUUAAUGCCACCCUCGCCCAGCUGCUCAUGGUCAUGGAGCGCCUCGAUGCCAAAAUAGGGCCGAUGCUGGAGAGGGACGGGCGCGAGUUCAACGAGCGGUGGGGCUACCUGUCGCGCGCGGGGCUCAAUGACAAGUCGCAGUUCACGCGCCAGAUCGAAAAGUACGCCGACAUCUACACCAGCCGAGUCUCCAACUUCCUGCGCUACACCCCCUACUCCUACUUCAGGUCGCCCUCGCAGAGUCUGGCGCAUGACCGAAACGUCAGCCCCCGCUCUGCGCUCACUCUCUACGAUGACAACGGCUGCGAAUCCAGCGGCAGCUUCGAUGCCAACGAGUACACCGAGUACUAGCCAAUGGAGCUUUACAACGCUGUUUGCAGUGCACAUCAUUUUGUUAGAAUGUGCUUUCUAGGGUGCCCGGGAGCGUGAAUUUUUUUUUUGUGUGAUGGCCUGAUAGGUUUCUUUGUCCAUGUUCUUAGCAAGUUGUGAUUAUUCUGAGCAAACACACAGGAUCUAUCUGGUCCUGUCUGUACUUUAUCAAUUUCUGGCGAGUGCGUACAUAUUUGCGGGCAAUUGAGGGCUUUGUGAUUUACAAGGUGGAAGUUUCUCUGUUACAGACUAAGUCUGGAAGCCUGCUGUUAGAUUGGUCUGCCCUGGAACGCCAUAAUCCAAUGAUGCAUAUUCAAGGUUUGAGAAACACAAGGAUGUCAUCAAGUACUUGUUGCUGGGAAGAUACUGCAAUUAACUGUCUUUCUGGGACUGACAAUAUAUCUUCAUGCAUCACACGCUUGUAACAUCUCUUUGAG
Molecule: messenger RNA, 2012 nt
Organism: Coccomyxa subellipsoidea C-169
Lineage: Eukaryota; Viridiplantae; Chlorophyta; Trebouxiophyceae; Coccomyxaceae
Product: HAD-superfamily hydrolase
Exons: 11
Coding region: 1-1557 (518 amino acids)
Molecular function (GO): 5'-nucleotidase activity
Source: RefSeq, a predicted model, not a curated record